This is a messenger RNA of Priapulus caudatus, 3508 nucleotides long. Its product is annotated as serine/threonine-protein kinase PINK1, mitochondrial-like. NCBI's taxonomy places the organism in Eukaryota, Metazoa, Priapulida, Priapulimorpha, Priapulimorphida, Priapulidae. Bases 617 to 2638 code for a protein of 673 amino acids. Gene Ontology annotation, molecular function: ATP binding; protein serine/threonine kinase activity. Gene Ontology annotation, cellular component: mitochondrion. The transcript has 9 exons. The record is from RefSeq and is a predicted model, not a curated record. Gene Ontology annotation, biological process: positive regulation of mitochondrial fission; regulation of apoptotic process; protein phosphorylation.
UAGUUGACUGACGCGUUAGUGUAGCGUGAGGAACUGUCGACCGGGUACAAGUCUAGGUAAACGCUUCCAUCGGCUGAGUUAGACUGGUACCCAGUCUCACCUCUCGGCUUAGGUCCACCUCCCAUCGAGUAAUCGAGGUGGGAGCGAGUACCAGUCUACGGCUAAGUUGGCAAACGUUCCCCGCGCUCUGACGUCAGACUUGUUUUGACCAGCAUAUGAUGAUCAUGUGAUAUACGUGCUCGCUGCUCUGCGUUUUGAUUGUCGUUUGUGGUAGCCAUGUCAUAAUAUCAUGUUUGUUGAUCAUUACUGAUAUUUAAAGAAUCAAGUGCAGACAGCAAGAUAGAUGUAGGCCGGGCCUACCCGCGCUCACUACUCAGGUAUGUGAGGGUGUAACUGUAGCCGUGUGUACUGUAGGUGAUCUGUCGUCUACUCUAUAGGCCCAGAUUAGCCACAAGUUCCCAUCUCGCUUUUAAACACUACGUGGCGAGAGGCUCCGCCGUUCCUCCGCCGUGUAACUAGUCGGAGAGCCUGGUCGGUUUAGGCCCAGAUGAAAACAAAUCAAAUUCAGUGGUAUUAAGACAAUAGGCCCCCUUAGUCUAGAGCAUACUACAACGUCAUGCCGUUUGGUGAGAUACUGAAAUCGGCUGUGAAGCUGCUUCAUAUGCCAACUAAGUUGCAGUCGUUCGUAAUUGGCAACGCCAACGGCAAGCAGCAGUUCACUCCGUUGAAGAAAUGCAAGGAUCUGAUUGCCAGUCGGUACGAAAAGCAGCAGGCGCAGCGGUUGAAGAGCUUCGGUCGUUGUAACCAGUCUGUGCGCUACCACCAGCACGCACCCGCUGCUAGGCAGAUAACCCAGCGAGUGUCGGGCUGGGCGCGCGACACCCAGGCUGCACGCAUACGACGUGAUGCGGCGUUGAAUUUCAAGUCACGUUCCGUUAAGAAUGCCGGUGCCACUCUGGGAUUCAUAGCCUUCGGCCUUGCGACAGUUUCGCAAGAUGACGAACUCGAAGAUGAGGACAACACUGACAACCGUUCCCACUUCAUUAUUAAAACAAGAUUUUCAGCCCGAUAUCCAUCAUUUGGCACCAGCGAUGCUGGUUUGAAUAAUAUUGGAAGUUGCCUGGCUGAAUAUGAUUUUGGUCAGUUCAUUGGUAAAGGCUGCAAUGGUGCUGUAUAUGGAGCAAAGCUGAAAAGUGAGUUUUGCUACAGUGACAGCGGCAUAGGAGCAGACAGCAAUUGCAGCAAUGAUGAGGAGGAGGAGAGUGAGAAUCUGGAGGCUGACUACUUGGGAUCUGAUAUCGAUGUAGAGGACCUCAGAGCUGUGGAGGGUCAGGAGAGUGUCACUCCUUCAUCUGCACUAGCCAUUAGCACGAAAGAAGAUGACUCUAUUGAAGAAGAAGAAGUACAUCUAUCAGCAGAUGGUGCACCCUGUGGCUCUGUUUCCAAUCAUGAGUUUAGAGACGACAGAAAUGGGGGCUAUAAUUUGGCCAUCAAGGUCGUAUUCAACUAUGACCAUGACCCCUACGAUCGCACACCACAGACCACUCAGCUGCAGUGCCUGUUACAGGAAGCGGUGCCUGCCAAGGCAUCCAGUUGCUUCAACCACAUGGAUCCAUGGCAGAACGGGAAUAAGGUGAGAAUGAAGCGGCUCCAACCUCACGUUAACAUCGUCGACAUGCCGCACGUGAUAUACGGAAGCUGGCCCCUUGAACUAUUGCCGACGGCUGUGCAGGAGUACCCUGAGGCCCUGCCACCCAGCCUCAACCCCCUGACCGGACUCGGCCACAACUCCACCAUCUUUCUCGUCAUGAAGAGGUACACACUGACGCUGACUCAGUACCUCACAGAGAAUGAUGCCAGCCCGACCGUGCGGCUGAUGCUGUUCGCUCAGCUCCUAGAAGGCGUGACACAUCUAUGGCAUCACGGCCUUGCUCACGGCGAUCUCAAAGCUGACAACAUUCUACUGGAAUGCUCCAGUGGACAUUCGUGUCCACAGCUGGCGAUUGGUGAUUUUGGGUGUUCAUGCUGGAUGGCUGAGCGUGUCUGUGUUGGUGGUAAUCGAAAUCUCAUGGCUCCUGAGGUCACUAGAUCCAUAUUGGGCACAGAGUCUGAUAGCGACCUUUCCAAAGCUGACCUGUGGGCUGCCGGAGCCCUAGCUUACGAGAUAUUCGGUGCACCUGCCUCAAAUCCUUUCCAUUGUCGGCUGGACAGCAUGACUUACAAAGAGUCCGACCUGCCCCCUGUCAGGACGAGGUUGCCGGGGGCACGUGGAAAAGUUGUGGAGAAUCUGGUGCAGUUAAUGCUCCGAGUGGACCCAGCAGAGCGUCCAACUCCUGAUGAGGCAUCCACAAUACUUGCGAUUCUGCUCUGGGGACCAAUGAACUGGUGGCUCCCCCUGCAGGGCAAAAUGCCCACUAUCGAAGACAUUAUAACUUGGUAUAGACGGCUCUCCUGCAAGUGUUUUCAACAGUGUGCAGCAGCCGGUGGGCCAAAGGGAAACCUUCUGGCUGCAGAGUGCCAGCUAUUGCUGUCUUUUAUUUUGCGAUUUAGGUUGUGUUUUGUUCAGUCGGCUAUCUAUCAGAUACAGAGUCUGGCUGCUAUUAGUUCAUUCACCCUUGCAGUCGAUUACAGCGAGUAAUGCACGUUUUAAAACGGCAUGUUCUCGCAGAAAAAUGUAUAGAUAGAUAUACCUACUGUGAGCUUGUCUAUGUUGCAGAAAUUUCUACAACUCAUUUGUAUUGCCACUUUUAUAACAUUUCUUCUGCAAACCUAAACAGUCUUACGAAACUAAUACUUUCGAAUGUUUACACAGUGUUUACACAUCCGGGAUAUAGCCGAGUGAUCGCAGUUUUCAUUAACAGUUCUUCUCUAUGAUAGAACAAGUUAUAAUUCAUUAUUCAUUGUUUGUUCAGUACAAAAUUGUGAAAUUUGUUUAAAUCGUAUGUUAGCGUAAUGUAACGCAUGUAAUCAGCAAACAAAUUAUGUCAAAUAUAACGUUUUCUUUCCAGGAACUAUUUGCGCUAGCAUAGGCCUAUUGUUAGCAUUCACAGUCACAUCGCUCUAUGUGUAUCUGUACGCUGUAACUCUUUCCGACAGUUUUCAAAAUAGUCAAAUUCGGAGCACAUUUCUGGCUCAAUAGUAUGGCUCAGUAUGCUCACAGUAGGUGUAUGUAGGCUUUUGUUGCGAGGUUUAUCCAUUUUAAUUAUUUCCUUCUUUAGGAGUUGGCUUUGAAUCUUUUGAUGUGGUUAUUUAUUAAUAUUUAGCUUGACUCAUUUUGUUAACCAAAUGACUUAGUAAUCUGCUAACAUAAACUUGGGUUUGUACUUUUAUGAUCUAAAUGUACAAGCUAUUUGAAUACUCUUGACUUUUCUAAUGCCUAAAAUGCAGUGUCUGGAAAAAUUCUAAUGUGGCAACAGUGCCAAAAUAAUAUUUACGUCCAUUUUCUUUAACACACAAGUUAUGUUAAUGUUGACUUCCACAAAAUAAUUCACGAGUAUAAUUCACUGGA